ACUUCUCAACUAACGCACGCACUGCCGCUUGCUCCACCCCCAAGAGAUCUCGCCCUCUCCGCUCCUCUGCGGCUGGGAAGAAAUGGAGGUGCUCUGCAUCGGGACGGCGGAUACCAAGCUGGAGGAGCUCCUCUUCCUCGCCGCCAGACUCCGCUCCGCCCUUGCCGCCACUGGCUCUGACCCCAAGGUAUAGUUUGUACUGUUGAGUUUUGGUGUAAAAGGGCGAAACAGUUCCCAACAAAAAGGUGCCUCCAUAAGGAAAUGCAAUGUUCGGUUCAAAAAAAAAGAAGGAAAUGCAAUGUUAUUGGCACCUGUAGCAUCUUAGUCCAGUGAAGGAAUUCUCUACUGAAAGUUUCCAUGCUUGAUAGAGCUAUAUUAUUGUUGAUUGGUUCUUUGAUUUCAUUAGACUCGGAUGGUAUUACAGGUUCAAGUGAGCAUAGUGGAUGUCUCCACAACUGAAAAGACAGCACAGGAUCUUAAAGACGUCACAUUUAUCCCGAGAAAUACAGUUCUUUCAUGUCUAUUGGAUGUUGACCAACAUAAUCUUCCAGAUGACAGAGGCGAAGCAAUAUCACUCGUGUCAAAGGCUCUUCAGAGCUUUCUGAAAAAAAGAUAUGACAGUGGUACGCUGGUGGGUGCUGUUGGUUUAGGAGGCAGUGGAGGAACAUCACUAAUUGCUCCUGCUCUGAGAUCAUUGCCACUUGGAGUGCCUAAGCUUAUUGUAUCUACUGUUGCUAGUGGUCACACGGCUCCUUAUGUUGGAACAUCUGACUUGGUAUUGUUUCCUUCAGUUGUUGACAUAUGCGGAAUAAACAGUGUCAGCCGUGUUAUAUUGUCCAAUGCUGCUGCAGCUUUUGCUGGGAUGGUACAUGGAAUCUUAUUGGCAUCCAGUGAGUCUGAUGAGACUGCAACAAAGCCAACUAUUGGUAUUACUAUGUUUGGCGUUACAACACCAUGCAUAAAUGCUGUCAAGGAUAGGCUGAACAAAGAAGGGUACGAGACACUUGUAUUCCAUGCCACUGGUGUAGGAGGCAAAGCAAUGGAAGAACUAGUUAGGAGUGGUUUCAUACAGGGUGUACUGGAUGUAACGACAACAGAAGUUGCAGACCAUAUUGUAGGCGGUGUCAUGGCUUGUGAUGAGUCCAGGUUUGAUGCAAUUAUAGAUAAUAAGAUCCCUCUUGUUCUUAGUGUUGGAGCCUUGGAUAUGGUUAACUUUGGAGCUCGAGAUACAAUUCCUGCUGCUUUUGCAGACAGAAAGAUCCAUAUUCACAAUAAGCAGGUUUCAUUGAUGCGGACGACUGUGGAGGAGAACAAGAAAUUUGCUAAGUUCAUUGCUGAUAAGAUAAACAAAUCUUCUUCCAAAGUUACUGUUUGCCUUCCCCAGAAGGGCAUAUCUGCAAUAGACGCUCCAGGAAUGCCAUUCUAUGAUCCAGAAGCUACAUCGACACUAUUGGGUGAAUUAAACACCCUUAUACAGAUAAAUGACAUCCGAGAGGUGAAGCUGCUUCCUUAUCACAUAAAUGAUCCUGAAUUUGCAAAUGCAUUGGUAGAUGCAUUCUUAGGUAUGGAUGUAAAGGCCUCUAGCAAGGCCCAACCUCAGCAAGAUGGGAAGAAAGAAAAAUCCAGUUCAGGACAGAAAAGUUCAGAUAGUUCCAUUAUAUGGAGACCUCCUGUGGAUUUUCCAGAUGCGAAACCAGAAACAUUGCAGAAGACGAGGUCAAUACUAAAUAAACUAAAACAAUACAUCGCUGAGGGCAUUCCAGUUAUCGGAGCUGGUGCUGGCACAGGCAUAUCCGCAAAAUUCGAAGAAGCUGGUGGGGUUGAUCUUAUAGUGGUGUACAACUCUGGGCGGUUUCGAAUGGCUGGAAGGGGCUCACUGGCGGGCCUCUUGCCAUUUGCUGAUGCAAAUGCCAUUGUACUUGAGAUGGCCAAUGAAGUAUUGCCUGUGGUUAAAGGAGUUCCAGUUCUUGCUGGGGUUUGUGCUACUGAUCCGUUCCGUAGAAUGGAAUACUUUCUCAAGCAACUAGAAAACAUUGGAUUUUGUGGUGUACAAAACUUCCCAACUGUUGGUCUGUUUGAUGGGAAUUUUAGACAGAACUUGGAGGAAACUGGAAUGGGCUACAGUCUGGAAGUGGACAUGAUCUCAAGGGCACAUAAUAUGGGUUUCCUUACUACUCCAUAUGCUUUCAAUCCAGAAGAAGCUGCUGCCAUGGCCAAGGUAGGAGCUCAUAUCAUAGUGGCACAUAUGGGUCUGACAACUGCUGGGUCUAUCGGGGCAAAGACAGCUGUCACUUUAGAUGACAGUGCUGUACGUGUUCAAGCCAUUGCCGAUGCAGCACUUAGGAUUAAUCCUGAUAUAAUUGUUCUCUGUCAUGGAGGUCCCAUUUCUGGCCCACAAGAAGCGGAGUUCAUCUUAAAGAAUACUAACAGUGUCCAUGGAUUCUAUGGUGCAUCAAGCAUGGAAAGAUUGCCAGUGGAGCAAGCUAUCACAAACACCAUGAGGCAAUACAAACGAAUUUCCUUAAAAUGAAAAUCGUCAUUUACAGGUGUGAUUUACAGGAAUGUCCAUGACUGUUGUUGAUCUUUCGGUUCACUUAGCAGAUGUUUCUGCCAUUCAAUCUGCCUUGCUAUUUUAGCUUCUCUGAAAAGCUCGACUUUUAUAACUAUGUUGUAUUAUGUACAUUAUUUCCAAUGUACCGUUCUUGUUGGAACUUGACCAUGAAGGAUAAUGAAUAUUCCCUUUGCCUAACCUGUA
Messenger RNA from Panicum virgatum (switchgrass), 2755 nucleotides. Its product is annotated as toMV resistance protein Tm-1(GCR237)-like. Bases 413 to 2530 code for a protein of 705 amino acids. The transcript has 9 exons. Lineage: Eukaryota; Viridiplantae; Streptophyta; Magnoliopsida; Poales; Poaceae. The record is from RefSeq and is a predicted model, not a curated record. Gene Ontology annotation, molecular function: catalytic activity.